Molecule: messenger RNA, 2983 nt
Organism: Schizophyllum commune H4-8
Lineage: Eukaryota; Fungi; Basidiomycota; Agaricomycetes; Agaricales; Schizophyllaceae
Product: Piwi-domain-containing protein
Exons: 31
Coding region: 74-2785 (903 amino acids)
Molecular function (GO): RNA binding; protein binding
Source: RefSeq, a predicted model, not a curated record
CUACGAACCUGCUCAAGCCCUCAACCCAGUCGAAACCCACCUGCGAAACUCAAGCCAGCGAAGCACAACGAAGAUGGCACCCAAAGGCCGUCGUAAUCAGAAGGGAACUAGCGUACCCAAGGUCGUAGCCCAGCCGGAACUUGCACCGCAGCAAACGGGAAUCGCAGAUGCGCCGGUCACCGCCAUCGGCGAGAAGCGCCCCGGCUUUGGGUACGCGGGGACGAAGGAGAACAACGACGUGAACAUGUUCGAGCUCACGCUCAAGCGUGGCACGAUCUAUCACUAUGACGUAGACAUGGUCAACGACAAGCCUCUGCCCGUCCGUCGCGGCCUCGAGUUGUUUGCCCGCCUCCAGGAAGUGUCCCCCAACAUCUUCACCCAGAAAGUCGUGUUCGACGGGAGGAAGAACAUGUACUCCUCCUACCGUCUUGACGUCCCCGACAACUCCAAAGAGUUCGAGAUCACCGUAAGUCCCAGAAACGAGACCCGGCCAGCCCGUAUCCGCAUCGUCAAGAUCAAGCUCGUGAAGGAGAUCAAUCCCGAGUCACUCCUCCGGUUCACCCAAGGCAAGCAGUCGUUCGACGAGGAAGCGCAAACGACCCUUCAGGCUCUCAAUGUUGCCUUGCGCAUGGAACCAAUGCAGAAUCUCCCCUUCAACACACGCAGCUUCUUCACCCCCAUUGGCAAGAAGGCGUUGCCCGGAGGACUCGAGCUAUGGAGAGGAUACUUCCAGUCCGUACGACCUGUCAUCGACAAACUCGUCGCCAACGUCGACAUCUCAACCGCUAUCAUGUACCAGACGGGCUCGUUGAUCAGUCUAUGCCUCAAGCAUCUCAACCUCCCUCUCGACAACCCAUCCGCCCUAGCAGAUCUCGACACUCGUCGAUCGUACUCUCUCAAGCGCUUCCUCAGCGGGCUAAGGGUUACUACUACCGGAGGCCAGACGGCCCAGCGGUUGCCUCGCGCGAUCACUGGGCUCCGGCGAGAGGGCGCCAGCAAGACCAUGUUCAACCUCAGGCGCGAUGGGGAACCCGACACCACCAUUUCCGUCGCCGAAUACUUCAAGAAACUCGGCCGGCCUCUGCGGUACCCUGCCCUGCCCUGCGUUGAGGUCUCGUCGGGCAAGGCGCUUCUGCCACUUGAGGUUUGCGACGUGCCGGAGGGACAAUCUUGGCGUGGUCAAAUCGCACCUGAACUGACGGCCGAAAUGGUCAAGUUCUCGACGCUCAACCCCACAGCUCGCUUCAAUGCGAUUCAACGCGGUCGGGAGGUCCUUGGAUACGAUCGGAGCGAAUGGCUUCAGCAAUUUGGCAUCACGAUCAGCAAGACGCCGAUUCAGGUCGAAUCGCGCACGCUUGCUGCCCCAAUCAUGCAAUACGGAAUCAAGCCCGGUCUCCGCCAGCAGGCUGAGAACAUGAUUCCUACGGGAGGCGCUUGGAAUGUGAAGGGGAAGCGAUUCUUCAAACCGAUGCCGCUUAACUCGUGGGCUGUCUUGGUGGUCGAGGACAAGUCACGCUUCCCGCUCGAUGCCCUGAAAUCCUUAAUCAUCGGGCUCAAGAAGGAAGCUGCGAAUUACGGCAUGCUCCCAGUCAAUGACCCCGUUCUGUCAGAGCAUGUCUCUCCUCAGCAAAGCGUAACAAAGCGUCUAGAAGAACUUCCUGCUAGAUUGCGUGCAAAUAAGCUGCCACUGCCACAGAUCGUCUUUUUUGUCCUCCCCUUCAACGGUGACGAGAGAUGGACUGAGGUCAAACAGUAUGCACGAAGUCAUCUCAACCGCGGAAUGUUCACUAACGGUCCUGCAGCUGAGGCGACAUCGUUGUUUAGCGGUGUGGCUACGCAAUGCCUGAAAGCGCAGAAGAGUGCACACGCUAAUUCUCAGUACUGGGCCAAUGUUUGCAUGAAGAUCAACGCCAAACUCGGCGGCAUAAAUGUGAUCAUCAAACCCGGAGACCCUUCGAACCUCCUCGCCGACCGGACCAAACCGACGCUGGUCCUCGGCGCGGACGUCAUCCACCCUAGCCCAGGCGCUGUCGGUCAAUCGUCGUAUGCGGCGAUGGUAGGUAGCGUGGAUCCUGAUGCAGCCAAGUACCGUGCCACCAGCCGGGAGCAGACGUCGCGCCAGGAACUCAUCGACGACUUCGAGGACAUGGCAAAAGAGUUGAUACAAGCGUACAUGGACGCAAGGAAACAAGAGGGAAAGUCAGCCGGAGCGAGUAAACCAACGAGGAUCUUCUUUUACCGCGACGGUGUCUCCGAAGGUCAGUUCAAGCAAGUGAAGGACGAGGAGCUACAGAAGCUACGAGCCGCAUGCCGCUCGCUGGAAGUGACAGCCAAGAUCACGUUUAUUAUCGCCACAAAGCGGCACAACACGCGCCUGAAUCCUUUGGGCACUAAAGACAGGAGCGGGAAUGCGCCUGCGGGCAGCGUUAUCGAUACUAACAUCGUUGAUCCCGUCGAGUUCGACUUCUACCUGCAAAGUCACGCGGGAAUCCAAGGGACGAGCAGGCCCGUGCAUUACUGGGUCCUUCGCGAUGAAAACAACCUCAGUGCUGACGCUCUCCAACGCUUCACGUACAACCUCUGCCACGUCUACGCUCGAGCGACGCGCAGCGUGUCGAUUCCCGCGCCAACCUAUUACGCCGACAUCGUGUGUGCACGCGCGAAGACUCACUACAAGUACCGCAACGACCAUUCCGUUCCAUCCGGAGAACCCACGGAGGCGAACGAGCAGGCCAGAUUUCAGCAGGUACACCCUCGGCAGAAGGGGCACAUGUACUAUCAGUGACGGCGCAGUGAAAUCAUGUAGCGUCCAGAGGAUCACUAGGUCACCAUGCAGAGACGUAGCGCUCGUAGUUUCCCGUAUUUUUCUGUGGUUCCUCAGGCGCGGAACUAUGGCGAUUCAAAAUUCUAUUCCUUGCACUCCGAGUCUAAACGACCGACUGAUUGCUACACUGCAGACAAUGCUGCACCACAGAACGAGCGA